Messenger RNA from Diorhabda sublineata, 2669 nucleotides. RefSeq names its product NAD-dependent protein deacylase-like. Gene Ontology annotation, molecular function: protein-malonyllysine demalonylase activity; NAD+ binding; protein-succinyllysine desuccinylase activity. Lineage: Eukaryota; Metazoa; Arthropoda; Insecta; Coleoptera; Chrysomelidae. The record is from RefSeq and is a predicted model, not a curated record. The transcript has 5 exons. The coding region runs from base 135 to 1004 and encodes 289 amino acids.
AAAUGUCAUAAUAAAUAAGAGGCUAGUCAACCAAAUGUUGCUUAAUUCGUCACUACACUUAGGUUUGGAUGUGACUAUCCUUUUCAUAUUUAUAGGUUAUUGUUACGGAUAGCCUUGAUUAUUUAUUUAAAUUCAUGUUCACUCCAAAACAAUCCAUAUUUCAUUCAAUAAACAAAAUGGCAAAUCGUAAAAUCAGUGACUUUGCAGGCUUUAAAAAAGUUUUAGAUGGAGCGAAAAAUAUAGCUGUAUUAACAGGAGCUGGUGUUUCCGCAGAAUCGGGAAUUCCAGUAUUUAGAGGUGCAGGAGGUUUUUGGAGAACUCACAGAUCUCAGGAUCUUGCAACUCCUCAAGCUUUUGCUGCUAAUCCUGCGCUGGUUUGGGAAUUUUAUCAUUAUAGAAGAAAUAUUGCAUUCACUUCACUCCCAAAUAAUGCCCAUAAGGCGCUAGCAUUAUACGAAGCACAAUGUUUGAGAGAAGGUCGGCGUUUUAGCAUAAUAACACAAAAUGUUGAUGGUCUCCAUCAGAGAGCUGGUUCCAUAAAUGUUAUUGAACUACAUGGUGCUCUACAUAAAGUUAAAUGUACUAAUCCAAAAUGCAGAUUCUUGGAUGAAAACUAUGAUAACCCUAUAUGUGAAGUCUUUAGAAAUAGAGGUGACCCUGCUGCUGAAGGUUAUAAUUUACCUGUUAUAGAUAAAAAAGAUUUACCUAAAUGUAAGAAGUGUCAAAAACUCGUAAGACCUUAUAUUGUAUGGUUUGGAGAAAACUUGGACUUCAAAGUUAUGCAAGCUGCAAGAGAAGUAGUGGAAACUUGUGACAUGUGUCUAGUGAUCGGAACAUCUUCUGUUGUAUAUCCAGCAGCCAUGUUCGCCCCUAGAGUAUUAGAAAGAGGAAUGCCAGUUGCAGAAUUCAACUUGAAUGAAGAACCAGCUGACGAAAUGUUUGAUUUUCAUUUUCCAGGAAAAUGUGGUACCACUUUGCCUAAAGCUUUAGGCAUUGAAUUAUAACAUUGAUAUAAUUUCAUAUGAGUUGAUUAUAACAGACAUCUGGAUAUAAAGUAAAUCAGACAUAUUUCUCAUUGUAGAUCAAUGUAUGCUUUUUAUGAAUGAACUGAAAUUUAUAAAUACUGGGAAUUAAAUAAACGGACAUAAUGACACUGUAAGACAGGUAACUAGAUGGAAUAACUAAUAAUUGUAAUAAGAAACGACAUUGCUUUAGUUUCCUAAUGUGAGAGUGUGAUAUAAUGUAAAUUUGAUAUGACAGUGUCUAAACAAGUGGACAACUUGAGAGUUUGUGAAGAAAUUGGCAGUUAAUUGAGAGUUGAUAAAUUUACCCUUGUGAAUAUUUUUUUACAAAAUAUACUGAACUUUUGCGAAAAAAUGUUGAUAUGGGACACAAAUAAUGACAUUAUAAUAGGCAACAUAAUUUUACUACCAAAAAUUGAAGAUUAAGUGGAUAAAAAAUUUUAAACAUGUGUUUUUGUACACAUUUCAAUGAUCCAAAAAUUUUAAAAAAAAUUAAUCAACUAUUACAAAGUUCACCUAAUCAAAAAGCAAUAAACCCAAAAUUUUUGUUAAUAAGUUCCUUAUUGAGGAUCCUUCACAAAAGUUGAAGAAAAUUUCAAAAAAGUUUAAGAGCUUCUAUUUCAAAAAUAAUGAUGUGCGUCAGCUCUCAAAUUUAAGGUUUAAGAAUUUUUGUUUCUCAAAUAUAAAUACUUUUGGUUCAUUCCUGUUUAAUUAGAUGAACUUUGUAAUAGUUAAUUAAUUUUUUUUCAUUUUUUGGGUCUUUGGAUCAGAAUUGUGAAAUAUGUGCAAAAAUACAUGCUUAAAAAUUAUUUAUCCACUUAAUCUUCAAUUUUUGGUAGUAACAUUAUGUAGCCUAUUAUAACGUCAUUAUAUGUAUCCUCUAUAAACAUUUUUUUGAAAAAUUUUAGUAUAUUUUAAAAAAAAUAUUUGUGGAAGAAAUAAGUGGAUAACUUCACGUGGGUAUCAAAUUUAUGGAUUCCAGUGAUGGAAUUACUAGUGACAGUCAAUAUCUGAAAUCUCGUCUGCAACUUUAAAUAUUAAGUUGACAACUUAAAGUAUCCAAAUAAUAACUGAUUAUUUGGAUUAUUUUUCUUUUUCAAGUAAACUGUUAAUUAGCACCGAACUAUCAAGAUACAUUUUAAUUUUUAAUGUAACAAGUUGAACUAUUCAAAGUUCUAUAUUAAAAUUGAAAUUAAUGGUUGAAAAAAAACAUUUUUGUACUAUAUGUUAUUAUUUGAAGAGAUUCCAUUGUUAUCUCUUAUUCUAGGGACGCACUUAUAUUCAUAUAAUACAGACAAUCAGUAUAUCUAUUUAUUACUCUCUUACAUUAGAAAAUAGAAUCUUAUAUGAAUAUAUAAUAGUGAUUUGAUUUAAUAUACCUGCAGUGUCAAAUAAUGUUAGUACGUAAUUGUAUAUGCCAGUAUAAACAUUUAAAUCCAGAGUGUCUUUUAAAUUAACAUAAUUAAAUUCAAAGGUAAUAUAAAGGUAAUAGUUUUUUAAAUUUAAUUGUAGGACUAGAUACAAAGCUAUUUUUUUAUCUUUUUGUUGUUACUGUUGUGAUUCUGUUUGAAUAGUUGUAUUAAACUGUGAUAUAUUUCUAUUUAAUAAAGGAUGAUCUAAAGUAACUGUUAGAAACUAAUAUUAGAA